Messenger RNA from Effrenium voratum, 1071 nucleotides. Lineage: Eukaryota; Dinophyceae; Suessiales; Symbiodiniaceae. The record is from the annotation of a GenBank genome assembly.
AUGGUCUUCUGGAUCUUCACCAGUGUUGCGUAUGCCGCGGAUUUCAGAGUGACGUUUAUCAAUCCGGGCGGCUCCAGCGGGUUCUGGGGCGAAGUCUCCAAGACAAUGUCUGCCGCGGCAGCGGACCUGAAUAUCGACCUUGAAAUCCUGAACGCCGAUCGACAGCCUUAUGGUAUGGAGGAGCGGUUGCAGUUGCGGCUGGAGCAAGGAAAUCUGCCCGACUAUUUUAUUCUCGUGAACGAAUAUCAGGCUGCUGCCCGUCUGGUUCAAUUGUUGGAUGGCAAGCCGAGCAAAGUUCUCUUUCUCCUGAACAAUCUUACCCGGAAACAAAAAGCGAUACUCGAAUUGCGCAAUAUCGAUCUGCGCAAGAUCAUCGCUUCCGUGGUGCCGGACAAUGAGACUGCCGGCUAUGAAAUGGCCUUUUCGCUGUUUGAAAACGAACGCCUGCUGCAUCCUGAUCGAAAAAAGAUCCGGUUGCUUGCCCUGACCGGAGACACGUCGACACCGGCCGGACUGCUACGUGAAACGGGUAUGCAGCGCGCCGUCGCGGACAAUUCCGACGUUGAUCUCAUACACGCCAUCCCGGUGAACUGGAACGAGGAAACCGCGUAUGCGCGCGCCAGGGACGUUCUCGCCCGUACGCCGGUGGAUAUCGUCUGGAGUGCAAAUGACGCGAUCGCCUUCGGUGCUCGCAAGGCGGUGGAAGAAACGGGAUUGAAAGCAGGGGCGGACGUCCUCUUUGCGGGCCUCAACUGGUCCAAGCGCGCCAUGGACGCCAUUCAGCGCCGGGAAAUGACCAUGUCCCAUGGCGGUCAUUUUUUUGCCGGUGCCUGGGCGAUCGUCAUGCUCAGGGAUCACUUCUACAGGAUUUCGGCGGGUGAAGUUUACGUGGACGUCCGUUUCAAGAUGUCGCCGAUCACUGCAGACAAUGUGGCGCUGUACCUGGAAAACCUUGGAGACGGCAACUGGGACAAGAUUGACUUCAGCCGCUUUUGCAAGACCCGAAACGGUCGCAGCAACUACGACUUCUCCGCAACCGCAAUAUUGGAAGCGGCGGCUUCGACACAAUAG